AUGCUGAAAUCUAUAGUUAGUGGUGAUAAUGAGAAUAUAGAUGUUAUUUCAGUCGUUGCUGGUAAUACUAGUACUGAUGGUAGAAGUAGUAGUGUCAUUAAUGAAGAUGUAAUUAAAUGUGAGAUUCUAACCGGACUCCCUGUCAAGUCACUUAUGCGUUUCAAAUGUGUAUCUAAAUCUUGGUUGUCCUUAAUCGAAGAAGAUCCAUCUUUUACUGAUUUACACUUAGCACGUCCAGCUCUCCUUUUGGUGAUACCACGCACACCACGAAGGGAUCCAAAUAAUCCGUACAAUCUGAAUCUGCAUAGAAACAUACAUGAUCAGCUAGUUUUAACAGCCAAUCUAAUUAGAGAUCAAGGAAGCGAAGGAGAAGUUCACAGUACAAGGAAGAUAAAAUCAUCUCAAAGUAGUGGGAUUCUGGGACCUGUAAACGGCUUAGUCUGUUUUGUUAACCAAGACAAGUCAGUUGUUUGCGUAUACAACCUCAGCACUAGAGAGAGAACACCGGGUGUUAAAUCGACAUUACACUUGCCAUCGGAAGAACAAUCAGCAGGCUUUUCUCUUCAUAAAAUCUAUCAAUUUGGAUUCGAUCCGGUUACUAAAAAACACAAAGUAUUGUGUAUUUGUCAUCGUUUAUUUCAGCACCCAGGUCAAUUGUCCACCUAUGCUGACAAUCAAGUUUGCGAGGUCUUGACCGUAGGAGACAAUGCAUGGCGAAGGAUAGAUGAGUUCCUGCCUUGGGGUAUUGACUACAUCUUGCCUUCUUCUGUUUAUGUGAACGGUUACAUUUAUUAUUGCACUGAUAAGUUUUUGAGUUGUAGUUGGUAUGGUGGUUGGCAAAAUGGUGAUGCCGUAUUGGUUGCAUUUGAUGUCAGUAUUGAAAAGUUCAGAACGAUUACAAUUCCUAAUCUCAUCCUCCGUAGCCCUCCUUCUGAUGAUUGGUUUAAUCAACAUGCCGACUUGUUAGAAGUGAAUGGGCAUAGAAGAUACCGAGUAUGA
Molecule: messenger RNA, 999 nt
Organism: Papaver somniferum (opium poppy)
Lineage: Eukaryota; Viridiplantae; Streptophyta; Magnoliopsida; Ranunculales; Papaveraceae
Product: putative F-box protein At1g32420
Exons: 2
Coding region: 1-999 (332 amino acids)
Molecular function (GO): protein binding
Source: RefSeq, a predicted model, not a curated record